AUGGAAACCUCAUCAUCUCAACCUGGCCUGACGGCCCUCUCUUCCGCUCUGUCUUCGCCCUGGGAUUUCCUUCGACCUACGAGAGAUCUACAUGCGACCGUCACGAACUCUGCAAAGCACAUUUUGGAUCCCCUCGCUGCCUCGGUUGUGGAUGCGCAAUCCACUCGUCGCCAGAUAAAUAAAAAACGCAAGAGAUCAGAGCCCGAAUUGGAUUCAAAUUAUCCGCAAUUACAGCUGAAGAGCCUCUAUGUGAAUGGGUUUACCUCUAACCAAAUCUGGGAGCAGGCCACAAGGAUUCUCGAGUCCGCGGGGGAUGAACUCGAACGGGAUAUCACUUUAAUCGCAACCCCCGACGACCUUUCAUCGACAGCCGAAGGACAGGAGAUCUCGGAUCCUGAAGGCACGGGCUCUGAUAUUGAAAGUCUUGACAACCUGCCAGAAGAUAUCUCAGAGGGUGCAAGCGAGGACGGUGACACGGGUACCGAGGACAUAUCGGACACUGGGUCCAAUCAAUCGGACCAAGAAGAAGCCGGAAUUGCGAGUGAGAUCGACGAUGAAGAAUUGAGUGAAGGGGAAAACUCGAAUGCCUCUGCUGGGGAGCCUGAAACCUACACUGAGGAUCGAUUUGGACUGAACGAUGGUUUCUUCUCUAUCGAUGAUUUUAACCGCCAAUCCGAGUUACUCGAGAGACAAGACGCGAAAGGAGAGCCAGAAGAAGAGGACAGCAGUGAUGAGGAAGUCGACUGGCAUACAGAUCCACUCAUUGCUGGAAACGCACGGUCAACCGGUAAAAAUAACACAUCGAAGCAAUCACACAGACCGGAAGAGGACGAUGAUCCUAUGGAUGACAGUAGCGAGGAGGAAGGACCGACGUUUGGUAAUGCCAAUCUCCAAGGCGACUCCGACUCCGACUCCGACGAUGCCUCGAAUGAUGGGGAUGCGACUGCUUGGGUAAAUACCAGCGAUAUCAAAUAUGCGGAUUUCUUUGCCCCCCCGCCGCGCAAGGUCUCAUCCAAGAAGGCACGAGCACUCCCGAAGACCCAACCAGAUGAAAAACCCACGGAUGAUGAUGUUGACCGCGCCAUGGCUGAUGUUCGGCGCGACCUGUUUGACGAUGAGUCUUCUGUGGGAGAUGAAGACGAGGGUCUUGACGACUCUGCCGAGCCCCAUGCCCAACGAUCUACCCAUGAAAAGCAACGGGCACGAAUUGCGGAUGAGAUUCGACGCUUAGAAGCAGCCAACGUGGCAAAGAAGGAAUGGAUGUUCGCUGGUGAAGCUAGGGCUGUGGAGAGACCCGUCAAUUCUCUCAUCGAGGAGGAUCUCGAUUUUGAGCGGAUUGGCAAACCUGUCCCCAUUGUUACGAAUGAGACCACCGAGGACAUCGAGGAAUUGGUCAAGCGUCGCAUUCUUGCCAAGGAGUUCGAUGAAGUGAUCCGUCGUCGACCAGGCGCCUCGGAUACACAGGCCACAAGGCGCAGUCGGUUUGAAUUGGAUGACAGCAAGCCACAGCAAAGCCUUGCCGAACUUUAUGAGACCGACCAUCUUCGUGCGAAUGAUCCCAAUUAUGUUGACACCAAGGAUCGUAAAUUGAUGCGAGAGCACGCCGAAAUCGCCAAUCUCUGGCAGGACAUCAGUUCCCAGUUGGAUACUCUAUCCAACUGGCACUACAAGCCCAAGGCUCCGCAAGCAAGCAUCAACGUUGUUACCGACACACCGACGAUCAUGAUGGAAGAGGCGCGUCCUACAGCAGGCAGUGCCGCCGGUGGAGCAGCAGCGCUCGCCCCACAGGAGGUCUACACCCCUGGUGAUGAUGGCCGAGUGGCUGGAGAAUUGGUGCUGAGGAGUGGUGCGGCUAUGUCCAAGGAGGAGAUGAGCCGCGAAGAGAAGGCCCGGCUGAGGCGGCAGAAUAAGAAGAACCAGAAGAAGGCCAAUGCCGAACCUACACGACAACUGCCCGGCAAGACAGCCGACAAACAGCAGAUUGUGUCGGACUUGAAGAAGGGUGGAGUGAAGGUGGUUGGCAAGGACGGUCAAAUGACGGAUGUCAAUGGGGGCAAGGUUGGAGCAGGCGCAAGAAGCACCGCCGAUACGCUGAAGUUGUGA
Messenger RNA from Penicillium alfredii, 2103 nucleotides. Its product is annotated as rRNA-processing protein MPP10. Gene Ontology annotation, biological process: rRNA processing. The transcript has a single exon. Gene Ontology annotation, cellular component: sno(s)RNA-containing ribonucleoprotein complex; nucleus; small-subunit processome. NCBI's taxonomy places the organism in Eukaryota, Fungi, Ascomycota, Eurotiomycetes, Eurotiales, Aspergillaceae. Bases 1 to 2103 code for a protein of 700 amino acids. The record is from RefSeq and is a predicted model, not a curated record.